UUUUUUUAAUUUUUUUGUUCAAAGUGGAGGAAGUUAUGGAUUUAACAUACUUGAUAUUUUGAGAAGAAUGCCUGCUCUACAGAAAAUAGUAUCCUGUCUAACCGGAUCAGUAAAUUCAUACGCAAUGUAUAACCGGGUAAAGUGCGACAGUAUAUUACUGCAGACUUGUUUACAGUAUUGUUAACGUUUAAAUUAAAAUGGACACUUCUUAAUAAUUCAGUUGCUGACGGUAAUUUUUUCGGUUUUUACAGAAGGUGUGCCGCAGGUGGGAGAUCAGCAAACAAAACUGGAACAGAAAUGGAUGAAAAUGCACAACCACUGUUCACUUUUGGAGUCAUAGCAGAUAUACAGUAUGCUGAUAUCGAAGAUGGCUUCAACUUUCUACAGACUAGGAAGAGAUAUUACAGAAAUAGUAUCAGUUUAUUGAACAGUGCUACUGAGAAGUGGAAUGCGGAACCAGUCCAACCCAGUUUUAUUCUACAGCUUGGUGAUAUUAUUGAUGGUUUUAAUAAACCACGCAAAGCCUCAGAAAAGGCUCUUCAAACAGUAGUAAAUGGGUUUAAUAAAUGCAAAGCUAAAGCCCAUCAUGCCUGGGGAAACCAUGAGUUUUACAACUUCAGCAGGGAUUACUUAAUGAAUUCUGUUCUUAAUAGUAAACACUUGGAAAGCACUUCAGAGUUUCAAUUUGCUAAACAUGUUCAGGAAAAUAACCCAGAGCCAAGCUACUCGUACCAUUUUAGCCCUGCUCCUAAUUUCCGGUUUGUGUUGCUUGACGCCUAUGACAUGAGCAUAAUAGGAAGAAGAGAACCAAGCAGGAAAUACUACCAGUCUCUUAAAUAUCUACAAGAACAUAACAAGAAUAAAAAUCGUAAUGUACCACCAGAACCUACAGGAAUGGAACAGCGGUUUGUCGAGUUCAAUGGAGGAUUCAGCAGAGAGCAGCUUGACUGGUUAAAUGAUGUUCUCACCUUCGCAGAUAAUAACCAAGAAAAGGUCACAGUUAUGUGUCAUCUUCCCAUAUACCCAGCCUCUACAAGCCCCAUCUGUCUUGCAUGGAACUAUGAAGAGGCACUUUCUGUCUUGCACUCCCACCAUUGUGUGGUGUGUUUCAUGGCAGGCCAUGAUCAUGAUGGUGGUUACUGCGUGGAUGAGUGUGGAAUACAUCACCUUACAUUGGAAGGGGUGAUUGAAACGCCACCAGAUGGCGAUGCAUUUGGUACAAUGUACGUAUAUGAGGACAGAAUGAUUUUAAAGGGAAACGGUAGAGUUAAAGACAGAGUACUACUGUACCCAUCAUUUUAACUUUCUUUGUGUUUGGUUCACCUGUGAAACACAGUGCAAGGCUAUGUGAUGUCAAAUUCGUUUUAAGUCAAUAUUACUUUUGGUUUCUUUUUUAAUUGUGUUUUCAACUGACAAUGUUUCUAUUUAUUAGAUUAUCAUUAUUUUGCUGAUCUAAAAAAAUGUCUGUCGCGCAAUCAUAGUUCUGCAAGCCCUUAGCUGAGCCACACUUGCUGUUGAGAUCUGAGCUUUGGUCCCUCAACAAUAGUAAUCCCCCUAUUGGUUAUGCAUAUGGCAUGCAUAUCCUAAAUGGGUGUAGACACACAUCCUGUCUCAAUUAGGAACAUCAAAACUCAUAUAUAAAUCACUUGUGAUCCUGGUUUGAAAUCUUUAUUUAAAUGCUGAACUGGUUGACUACAUUAUAGAUUGUAGUACCAGAUUCAUUAUGAAUAGCACUUAAAUGCAAUUGUUGUACUGUAUGAUGCAGGUCAAAGGGACAAUGUUUAUUACUGUUAUGCCAUAUUGAAGCAUAAUAUAAGCACAAUUAACUAUUAGCUCAUGCAUUACUGUAAGUAUACUGUAUUGUACUUGAUACAUGCCUGUGCUCAGGAAUUAUUACUUGUGUAUUACGUGUUUAACUUAAAUAAAUA
This is a messenger RNA of Polyodon spathula (Mississippi paddlefish), 1928 nucleotides long. Its product is annotated as manganese-dependent ADP-ribose/CDP-alcohol diphosphatase-like. NCBI's taxonomy places the organism in Eukaryota, Metazoa, Chordata, Actinopteri, Acipenseriformes, Polyodontidae. Gene Ontology annotation, molecular function: manganese ion binding; ADP-ribose diphosphatase activity; CDP-glycerol diphosphatase activity. The record is from RefSeq and is a predicted model, not a curated record. The coding region runs from base 298 to 1302 and encodes 334 amino acids. The transcript is spliced from 4 exons.